Physella acuta is the source of this 542-nucleotide messenger RNA. RefSeq names its product small ribosomal subunit protein uS10. Gene Ontology annotation, molecular function: RNA binding; structural constituent of ribosome. The record is from RefSeq and is a predicted model, not a curated record. Lineage: Eukaryota; Metazoa; Mollusca; Gastropoda; Physidae. Gene Ontology annotation, cellular component: ribosome; small ribosomal subunit. Gene Ontology annotation, biological process: translation.
CUCGAAUAUGACGAAGUCUUUCUGUUCCUCGUGUGAGAACAAGCAAGUCGCUGGCUCACCGCUGUUCAAGACUUUUAAAACUUUUCUUAGAAUAAGUCGGCCAGAUUUCAUAAAAUGUCAGGAUUCAAGGAUAACAACUACACAAAGGAUGGCUCUCUGAAGGCUUCCUCUGAGGAGGCACCCAUUCACCGAAUCCGAAUUACUCUCACCAGCAGAGUUGUCAAAAGUUUGGAGAAAGUAUGUGCUGACUUGAUCAAGGGUGCUAAAGAAAAGAACCUCAAAGUUAAAGGUCCAGUUAGAAUGCCAACAAAGAUUUUGCGCAUCACUACCCGUAAAACACCCUGUGGUGAGGGUUCCAAGACCUGGGAUAGGUACCAGAUGAGAAUCCACAAGCGCAUCAUUGAUUUGCACAGCCCCUCUGAGAUUGUUAAGCAGAUUACCUCUAUUAGCAUUGAGCCUGGUGUGGAGGUUGAAGUGACUAUUGCUGAUGCUGCAUAAGACUGACUUGGUCUCUGAUUUGAUGAAUAAAGUAUUCAAAUGAA